This is a messenger RNA of Equus quagga, 2903 nucleotides long. RefSeq names its product solute carrier family 15 member 1 (gene SLC15A1). NCBI's taxonomy places the organism in Eukaryota, Metazoa, Chordata, Mammalia, Perissodactyla, Equidae. Gene Ontology annotation, molecular function: dipeptide transmembrane transporter activity. The transcript has 23 exons. The record is from RefSeq and is a predicted model, not a curated record. Bases 178 to 2301 code for a protein of 707 amino acids. Gene Ontology annotation, cellular component: membrane. Gene Ontology annotation, biological process: transmembrane transport; oligopeptide transport.
CUCCCUGCUGUUCCACCGCCUCCAAGGGUGGAGCCGGGCGCCCUGCCUGCACACCUCCAGAGACGCAGGUAGCUGGGCAGAGCCUAGAAACAAAGUCGUAGGAGCAGCACCUUCAAAAGAAGCCCUCCCGCCGGGCCUCGUCGCUCGCGGUCGCACGGAGCCCUCGGAGCCGCCAGCAUGGGAAUGUCCAGGUCGCAGAGUUGCUUUGGUUAUCCCUUGAGCAUCUUCUUCAUCGUGGUCAAUGAGUUCUGCGAAAGAUUCUCCUACUAUGGAAUGAGAGCACUCCUGAUUCUGUACUUCACACUUUUCAUCGGAUGGGACGAUAAUCUGUCCACGGCCAUCUACCACACAUUUGUCGCUCUGUGUUACCUGACGCCAAUUCUCGGAGCUCUCAUCGCCGACUCCUGGCUGGGAAAGUUCAAGACAAUUGUGUCGCUAUCCAUCGUCUACACAAUUGGACAGGUAGUCCUUGCAGUGAGCUCAAUUAAUGACCUCACAGACGGCAACCGUGAUGGAACUCCUGACAGCCUUCCUGUCCAUGUGGCUCUGUCCAUGAUUGGCCUGGCCCUGAUAGCCUUCGGGACUGGAGGAAUAAAGCCCUGUGUGUCUGCAUUUGGUGGAGAUCAGUUUGAAGAGGGCCAGGAGAAACAAAGAAACAGAUUUUUUUCCAUCUUUUAUUUGGCCAUUAAUGCUGGAAGUUUGCUUUCUACUAUCAUCACUCCCAUUCUCAGAGUUCAACAAUGUGGAAUUCACAGUAAACAAGCCUGUUACCCACUGGCGUUUGGGGUACCUGCUGCUCUCAUGGCUGUAUCUCUGAUCGUAUUCGUCAUCGGCAGUAGAAUGUACAAGAAGUUCCAGCCCCAGGGGAACAUCAUGGCUAAAGUCGCCAAGUGCAUUGGCUUUGCCAUCAAAAACAGGAUUAGACAUCGGAGUAACAAAUUCCCCAAGAGGGAGCACUGGCUGGACUGGGCCAAAGAGAAAUACGAUGAGCGGCUUAUCUCUCAAAUCAAGAUGGUCACGAGGGUGAUGUUCCUGUACAUUCCACUCCCCAUGUUCUGGGCCUUGUUCGAUCAGCAGGGAUCAAGGUGGACACUGCAAGCGACCACUAUGAAUGGGCAAAUUGGAGUUAUUGAAAUUCAGCCAGAUCAAAUGCAGACUGUGAACGCCAUCUUGAUUGUGAUCAUGGUCCCCAUCAUGGAUGCUGUGGUGUAUCCUCUGAUUGCAAAAUGUGGUCUCAAUUUCACCUCCUUGAAGAAGAUGACGGUUGGGAUGUUCCUGGCUUCCAUGGCUUUCGUGGCAGCUGCAAUUGUGCAGGUGGAAAUUGAUAAAACUCUUCCAGUCUUCCCCAACGGACAUGAAGUCCAAGUUAAAGUAUUGAAUAUAGGAAACAAUAGCAUGAACAUAUCUUUUCCUGGAGAGACGAUGGCAGUUAACCAAAUGUCCCAAACAGGCGACUUUAUGACUUUUGAUGUAGACAAGCUGAGUAUAAACAUUUCUUCCACUGGAUCACCAGUCACUCCAGUAACCCAUAACUUUGAGCAGGGCCAUCGCCAUACCGUUCUAGUGUGGGCCCCCAAUCAUUACCGAGUGAUAAAGGAUGGCCUUGACCGAAAGCCAGAAAAAGGACAAAAUGGAAUCAGAUUCGUGAAUACUUUUGACGAGAGCUUCGACGUCACAAUGGAUGGGACAGUUUAUGUAAAUGUCACCAGUCACAGUGCCAGCGAAUAUCAGUUUUUUCCUUCUGGCAAAAAAAGCUUCACAAUAAACUCAACAGAGAUUUCACAACAGUGUGAACGUAAUUUCACUUCUCCCAGACUCGGAUUCGGUAGUGCGUAUACCUAUGUAAUGGGAAGGAAGGCUGAUGGCUGCCCCGAACUCAGCGUAUUUGGAGACAUUCCACCCAACACAGUGAACAUGGCUCUGCAGAUCCCGCAGUACUUCCUCCUCACCUGCGGCGAGGUGGUGUUCUCCGUCACGGGGCUGGAGUUUUCCUACUCUCAGGCUCCUUCCAACAUGAAGUCGGUGCUUCAAGCAGGAUGGCUGUUGACAGUGGCUGUUGGCAACAUCAUUGUGCUUAUCGUGGCAGGAGCAGGCCAGUUCAGUAAACAGUGGGCCGAGUACAUUCUAUUUGCUGCUCUGCUUCUGGUUGUCUGCGUAAUAUUUGGCAUCAUGGCUCAAUUCUAUACUUACGUCAACCCAGCAGAGGUUGAAGCUAAGUUUGAUGAGGAUGAAAAGAAAAAGAACCCGGAAAAGGAGAACCCAUAUUACACACUGGAUUCCGUCUCACAGACACGGAUGUGAAGGUCAGGAGGAAGUAGAAGGUGGACUGGGCCCAGAACGUGCCCUGACUUCUGUCCCCAGGUGGCAGGACACUCAGUUGGAUGGCCCCUGAUGGGGAAGACCUCAGAAUUGUGGACCAAACCAAGAAAGCUAUUUUCUAAGCAGCCAGCAAUGAACCUGAAAAUCUGGAAGAAGUCUUUUUUUUUAAGAGAAGUCUUAUUUAAAGUGUGUGAGUGUGUGUGCACACUCACUUUUAAAACACUGAGAGCAUCCCCUGCAUUUAACUCCUUCUUUACCACACAAAUGAAGUUAUCUUGGACUAACUUAAUUUUUUGAAAGGGUGACAAAAUUCCAUAAUGAAAAGGGUGACAAAAUUCCCACACUCUAUGAAAGCAAUGUUAAGUGAGGCAGGAGCCGCUGCCAAAAGUGAAUUUACCGGCUUUAGAAUGGUAUGUAAUAAGCACCAGCUAGUAUUAACUGGGAACUUUACCACUUGCUUUUUGUUUUGAUUUUCCGUCCCUACCUCUUUUUAAAUUAUGUGUAACUCAAAAGACCACUCACGUAAAGGCCAGUAAUGAUUUUCAGAGUUUUGACAUUGUGAAAUAAAUUCCCAUUCUUAAGAA